Messenger RNA from Capsicum annuum, 1918 nucleotides. RefSeq names its product protein trichome birefringence-like 6. NCBI's taxonomy places the organism in Eukaryota, Viridiplantae, Streptophyta, Magnoliopsida, Solanales, Solanaceae. The coding region runs from base 265 to 1827 and encodes 520 amino acids. Gene Ontology annotation, cellular component: Golgi apparatus. The record is from RefSeq and is a predicted model, not a curated record. Gene Ontology annotation, molecular function: O-acetyltransferase activity. The transcript has 5 exons.
GAAAAGGAGAUAAAACUAACAAAAAAAAGUAGAAAGCCAUUUCUCUCUCUCCAUUGCUACAAAUGCAAUUCAUUUUCUUGAUUAAUUGUAGUAGUAUUAAUAAAUUUUGCAUGUCAGCAUGUGUGUGUCUCUGUGCAUUAUCUAACCACUCUUCUUGACUUCUUGUACUACCAUAUAUAAAAAUGAGUGUAUAGAAGAAGAAAAGCCCUGAGAACCCCACACAGAAAGGGGGAGAGAGAGGAACAGUUUCCUCACAGAAAUCUCAUGGAGAAGCAGAAGAGUUUCUCCAUUAAGCCUAGAAGACUAUGGCUUUUCUCUUUUACCAUUUCACUUUCUUUAAUCUUUUUCAUGUUUUUCUCCAUCUAUGUCCUCAACCUUCCACUAUCUACUCGUCAACAAACUCAUCUUCACUUCAACACUACUACUACUACUACAGCCUCUUUGGGCCUCAGAUCCCCCUUCAACAUUCAAACUUUAACUGCUCUUCACAGAAAUUACUCAGCAACCCAAUUCAAGAACUCCAUUUUAGUGAGUACCCAUUUCAGUACACUUGAAAAUGAGUCCCAAAUUUCUAAUAUUUCAACAUUUCAAGCGAUCUUGGAAGAUGGGAGUGUUAAAACUUCAACCCUUUUUGGUAACCGCUCGACCAAAACUGAAAUUGUUUCUUCGAAGGAUCUUGAAAUAGUUAGUGUGAAUAGUAGUGUUCUUACUUGGAAGCAGCAGAAUGUGUCCAUUACUUUGUCAAAGAAAGGAGAAGUUUCUAGUGAUGUGCUCAAGGCGUUGAAUAAUAAGAAAGAAUGUGAUAUUCCUAACGGGAAGUGGGUGUUUGAUGAAAGUUAUCCUCUGUACACAAAUGCUUCAUGUCCCUACAUUGAUGAAGGUUUUAGUUGUGAAAGUAAUGGAAGAUUGGAUAAGAAUUAUAUGAAAUGGAGAUGGCAACCUCAAGAUUGUGACAUUCCAAGGUUCAAUGCUACUCAGAUGCUGGAACUUAUCAGAGGAAAAAGAUUAGUGUUUGUUGGUGACUCCAUCAACAGGAAUCAAUGGGAAUCGAUGCUUUGCUUGCUAAUGGGAGCAAUAAAAGAUCCAAGAAAGGUUUAUGAGACUCGUGGCCGGAGAAUAACCAAAGAGAAGGGCAAUUAUUGUUUCAAGUUUGUGGACUAUCAAUGUACAGUUGAAUACUAUGUAACUCAUUUUUUGGUUCAUGAGGGUAAGGCAAGAAUAGGCAGCAAACGGGUGCAGACCCUGCGUAUCGAUACGAUUGACAAAGGUUCAUCAAGAUGGAGAGGGGCUGAUAUUCUGGUCUUUAACACUGCUCAUUGGUGGAAUCACCAUAAAACUAAAGCAGGGAAAAAUUACUACCAGGAGAGGAAUCAAGUUCAUCCUCGUCUUGAUGUUUCAACAGCUUUUGGAAAAGCUCUGACUACUUGGGCAUCAUGGAUUGAUAGAUAUGUCAAUCCAAGCAAAACACAAGUUUUCUUCCGAAGUUCUGCUCCUUCUCAUUUCAGUGGGGGUCAGUGGAACACUGGUGGGCACUGCAGAGAAGCUUCUCAACCAACCCCCGAGACAUACAGAGGAGAGUAUCCAGAAAAGAACACAAUAGUUGAGCAAAUCAUUGGGAAUAUGAAGACUCCAGUUACCUUUUUGAAUAUAACUGGUUUGUCAGAUUACAGGAUUGAUGGUCAUCCUUCUAUAUAUGGAAGAAAACCUGGCACCUCUUCGCGUGUUCAAGAUUGUAGCCAUUGGUGUCUCCCAGGGGUUCCAGAUACUUGGAAUGAAAUCUUGUAUAUGCAUUUAGAAAGUAAAAGAAGGAAGAGUUUGGCUAACUGAAACUUCAUUCUCAAAUUGUAAUUCUUUCAUUUGUUCAGCAUGUUUGCUAGGCUGUAUAUAGAUGUGAAAUCGAGGUUAAUCUUUUGCUCUA